Messenger RNA from Leishmania braziliensis MHOM/BR/75/M2904, 813 nucleotides. RefSeq lists its product as hypothetical. The transcript has a single exon. The record is from RefSeq and is a predicted model, not a curated record. The coding region runs from base 1 to 813 and encodes 270 amino acids. Lineage: Eukaryota; Euglenozoa; Kinetoplastea; Trypanosomatida; Trypanosomatidae.
AUGUCCGGGGUAUUGCGGGCAAAACUGCCACCACCUCCGUCGUACGGAAGCUCUGGUGCAUUGCAUAGCGAUGCAGUUUUGGGCCACACGGUCGGCGCCCUACGCCUUCAUCGUUCCCCGCUUAACCGUGGUGUCCGUCGCACCACGGAAUGCCCCUGCGCGGUGCGACUGUACCACAUGACGGGCCACGACAUUGCUGCUCGCAGCGAGUACUGCAGCUUCGUCCUGGGUGCCCCGUCGGUUGGAAUCUCCCAGGCAGCUCAACCCCGAAUACCACCCGGCAAUCAAGAGGCCGCUGCGGCUUGGGCAGGCUCGUCGCCGUCGGCCGUCGGCAUCGCUGCUGUGGAGAAGCCCAUCGCGGUGCAGCUCGCCUGGGCAGACACCACCGUCUGGGAAGUCGCUUUGACGGCUCUGAGGGUCGUCCGAUCGAAGGUGGAUGCCGCGUACCAGGCCGACGCGAGGCACGCACUACGGCAGGCAAACAGCAACACCACUCCCAUGUCUGCUGCGCAGGACCGGCUGCGACAGAGGGCGGAGGAGGAUCACAGUGACAGCAAAGUGGAGGAGGAGGAGGCACCGUACUCCACUCCGCUCCCACGCUACCAGGUGGAGCUUCUGACCGGCACAGUGAGCCCUGAAGGCCGGGCAUCGGUCUUGCCGCUCUGCAUGGUUAGCUGUCGCCAAGUCGUCUACGGCCACUCGACGUUGCUGCCCGUGCGCAGAGCCGACUGCGUGCACUACAAUACAGCCUUGUACGAACUACCCUACAACCUCGGCGACCCAGUCUUCGUGACGUGCACCCGUACCCGGUGA